UCCAACAGGGCUGAAUGUGGGGAGGUCCAAAUAGUCCCGAUAAUUGGCUCCUUUUGCUACGGAAUUAAGGACUGGAGACAAAGAUGGAGGGGCCGAAAUGGGAGAUUAGCAAGCCGCGCCUUAUUGAAGCGAGAGGCAACGGGCUUUUAAACAGAAGAGAAGAGAGGCAAUCUGCCUGGUAUGGAGGGGUUGUUCAGUCGAGCAUUGGGGACUAGGAGCUGGACUAAUAGCAGCUCGGGGAUGCUGCAGCGGGCGCUGGGGGCGGGAUCGUCGACUUGAUUGCGACUUGGAAGCAUCGAGACCGGAUACGAGCCCUAGGGGAAAAAAAAAAGAACAAUUCAGCAGCUAUCGGUGACCCAUUCUGGAAUAACAGCAGCAGUUACAGCAGCAGAGCUCCAUAAGUAUCGAUUGACCGAUAUGUUGACUGACAUCUGUGAAUUAUUGAUGCCGGGGAAGUCGAAGAAGAGCCGCAUCUUGUUGAGCCGAUGCUAAGCAAGUAAUACUCUGUGGCAAUAAGCGACCCCUUCUGCGCGACGGACGGAUGGACUAGCAGUUUUAGUAGCGACGCCGCGGGGAGUGUUAGUUCCACGGAAUAUUGAAAUAGUGCCCCUGUCCACUAUCCUCACCUCCUCUCCGGCGCUCGAUAUAGCUGGGAACAUGUCCACGAUUAUUCCCUAGACCAUCACCAAAGCGCAUGUUAAUCUCCUGCAUUCCUCGAUCCGCAUAGCGCACCCCCUCCUAUCUUCUAUCGGUCUUCUACCGUAUACCAGCCACUUGACACAUCCAUCACGAAUCAUGGCCGUGUACUCCUUCUACAUCUUCGACCGGCACGCGGAAUGCAUCUAUAAGCGCCGCUGGCUCCCUCGGCCCACCUCCACGACUUCAAAAUCCCGACCAGCCUCAGAAUCCACCACCCUUAGCAACGGCCUACCCACAUCCAUACCCCUCUCCCGUCAAAGCCUGACCGCCGAAGAUGAUGCAAAACUGAUAUUUGGCACCGUGUUCUCCCUGCGGAAUAUGGUGCGCAAACUGGGUGGUGACGAUGACAACUUCAUUUGCUACCGAACAAGCCAGUACAAGCUACACUACUACGAAACACCCACAAACAUUAAGUUUAUCAUGCUUACAGACGUCAAGUCUGGUAGCAUGCGGCUGGCGUUGCAGCAGAUAUAUGUCAAUUUAUAUGUGGAAUAUGUUGUUAAAAACCCCUUAUCCCCCGUCGAACACCCGGGGGGAUUAGGCGUGAAUAACGAGCUAUUCGAGGAGUCCCUACAACAGUUCGUGACUCAGGUAUUAGCAUAAAUCGCCUAAAAUCCCCGGGAACGUCCCUACAUAGUGGCGGAGUAUAUAUAUAUACAUGUGACCUAUUAUAUUCACUUCCUAAUGUGGAUAUUUACCUACCAGCUUCAGCCUCGGCAACUUAAUUCGCCUGACGAGCUUCCCAUGCGUUCUUGGGUGAAAGGCCAUAUGUUAUUGCCUGGUAAAACCAUCUGCAUAUUUUCUCAAGCAGGCAAAUGAUGCUUUUCGAGCCCUGACACAUUUCCUGCAACCUGCCGUGCGGAUGGACUUUGUGCGCUGGCAUCAGCACACGAGACUUGGCCGAAUCCCGAAUUUUACAGUACCAUUAACAAGGGCCGGCCACCCAUCGCCAAACCAUGCAUUUACCUCCCCAGCCUGCGAGUUUUGGGCGUGGCCAUUCACAGCUGCUCCAACCAAUAUAAGGUCGCCAUGUAUACGAGAACACAGUCCCGUAUCCGCAAUUCUCGUCAACCCUAUCGCUAACGUGGUGGGGUACCAGCGAGGCAUGGUGGGAGUAGUCCUAAUACUCUCCUUUUCGUAAAUGUUCCAGACAACCCGACUCGAUUGCUUAACCUCGGGCUACAAUUACAUUUACCAUCGAACUGGUUGUUUAAUUUAUUAUCCUAUUUUCUUAACUCACGUUGACUCACCAAGGCAGCUUCUAAGGCUCUUUGCAACGUUUGCUCUGGUUUCUUUUCCUUUAUCUUUCCUUUCUCUUUCUUUAAUCGCAUUUUUGGCGUAUAUUUAGACUCUAGAUAAUGAAUGCGUUACCAGCUUCUUAUCCUCUACCACAACAACAAAUAUCGUAAUCCCAUUCUGAACAACUAACAUAUCACGAUAUACAAUCUUAGAGAACAGCGAGAGAGAAGCAGAGGUUGAAUAAUUUCACUACAUCGAUGACCGGACGACUGGAGGUGACCAGCACUCCCGGCAUCCCUUUCCCCUUCUCAUUUUCCUUUCCCUCCGCAUCCAUCGUACACUCCACGUCUAGAUAUGCGGCUGCGCCACUUUACUCACUCUAUAUAGCCUCAAAAUCAUCCACACUCUCAAGGAGCUCCGCAUCGCUGGCUUCCCACGGAUACUGCCGUUCCAGCUCCCUAAUCAGCUGCACAUGCUCCUCACUCCUCGGCUCGAUGUGGAAAUCAAACUUGGUUGGAUAUGUCAAGAUGCCCGGCUUCGGCUUGACAUCCACCUCGAUUUCCCUCCCAUCUUCACCCACCGCGGGCCGGAUAUUGAAAGCAGCCAGCGACUGCGCGAUGGUGAGGUAGAGGCUCGAGUCCGCGAAGAAGCGCCCAGGACAUAUCCUGCGGCCAUAGCCGAAGGCGUCUGCCGUGGGAUCGGGCUCGUUGCGCGGCGCGAGGAAACGGUCUGGAUCGAAUGAUUCUGGAUCGGCGUAUACGUCUGGGUCGUGCAGGAACCACCAGACGGCCGGGAGGAGGAAGGCGCCCUUGGGGAUAUGCAGGCCGUUGUACUCGAUAUCCUCAGUGGCUGUGUGGGGGAAGCCCAUAGGCGCGAUAGGCCACCAUCUCACGGCCUCUUUGACCAAGGCGUCAAUGUAUGGUAGCUGGUCACGGUCAUCGAAGUUUGGCAGGCGGGUCGUGCCGACGACGCGAUCGAGCUCCUCUUGCGCUUUGCGUUGUACGUGUGGGAAUUUGAUCAUGGCUAGUGUGAAGAUGGUGAGAGUAAUUAUCGUAGUAUCUGCGGCAGCUCCAUAUAGACUAGCUGCGGUCCAAAUGAUCGCCUGCUCGUCUUCUUGUUCCAGCUUGGCGUUCUGAUCAUCUCCCCUGAGUUGUUGGACAAGCUUUGAUACGUAUGAUAGCUGGUGGGCAGGGUCCGAGGCCAUUUGGCGCUGGACAAAUCGGUACGGAAUGUAUGCGCUCGCCUGGAUGGACUUUCUCCACCUACGCGCUGUCUUCUUGAAAGUGGCACCAGGAAAAUUCUCCGGAAGAUGCCGGAGAGCUGGGAUAAUAUCAACCGCC
This is a messenger RNA of Blastomyces gilchristii SLH14081, 3278 nucleotides long. Its product is annotated as TRAPP complex subunit. Lineage: Eukaryota; Fungi; Ascomycota; Eurotiomycetes; Onygenales; Ajellomycetaceae. The coding region runs from base 796 to 1302 and encodes 168 amino acids. Gene Ontology annotation, biological process: endoplasmic reticulum to Golgi vesicle-mediated transport. The transcript has 5 exons. Gene Ontology annotation, cellular component: TRAPP complex. The record is from RefSeq and is a predicted model, not a curated record.